Rhopalosiphum padi (bird cherry-oat aphid) is the source of this 1720-nucleotide messenger RNA. RefSeq names its product small ubiquitin-related modifier 2-like. Gene Ontology annotation, biological process: protein sumoylation. The transcript has 4 exons. Gene Ontology annotation, cellular component: nucleus. Lineage: Eukaryota; Metazoa; Arthropoda; Insecta; Hemiptera; Aphididae. The coding region runs from base 796 to 1584 and encodes 262 amino acids. Gene Ontology annotation, molecular function: ubiquitin-like protein ligase binding; protein tag activity. The record is from RefSeq and is a predicted model, not a curated record.
CGUCGACAGUCCACCGAUAGCAUCAGCCCGCGCGCUCAUAAGAUAUCGUCAUAAUAUUAUACACCGUCAUCCUUAUUUUACCGUGCUUAAUUAUAUGUACGUUCGCGCUUUCAUAAUAUGCACACGAACGUAAGGACUGUUUGUUCUAAGUUGUAUUAUAAAAAAUAAUAUAUUACACGUGUGCUUUCCGUAGGCCCCGCGCCCCUGCGUAGGCAUCGUUAAUAAUUGGUUUCGAUAUACUUGUGUGCCGUACACGUCUUACUAGAGGUGCAUCCAUCGUCGUCUUCAAUAUCAGCUACUGCUGUGUCACACCGGGUGUGUCUUGUCGUAAACCGUAAACGGAUAAACAUAAUGUGGAAAUGUUAAUCUAAUAUUAUUAUAUCGUUAUUAUAUUGAUUACAUUGUACCCAUUAUAUUUAUUAUGUGUACGUUGAUUGCAUCAUCCGUAGAUGGUGUUCCCGUACGAUCGUUAUCGACGUUCCUUAUUUGUAUCGUUGCGAGUUGCGAUAAUGUAGUAUGUACGCCGGGAUGACGAACCACUGCAAGCGUUUAAUUAUUUCGGUCAUUUCAUUAUUUGUCGUCAGACGUUCGUCCCCGACACCUACUUUAUUCUUAUUCACUAUUCAGUUAUUCUUUGAUUUGUAUUGUAGUGAUGCCGGACACUUGAUAUUUCUUUAUUAUUAUUUUUCAUUUUUAUUAUACCACAUAAUAAACAGCUGUAUAUGGUGUAUACAGAUUCUCUCUACAUAUUGCGUCUGUUCAGGCUUCAACCUUUUAAGAUUCCAACAGUUUUGAAUGCUCCCGGAAACAUUUGAAUUUAUAUUGAAAAUAAUUGCACCGAAAUUGGUUAGGAAAAAACCUGGCUGUCCAACUAUUCAACCUAAUAAACAGUUUCUUAUAGCGAUUUGGAAAAUGGCAACCCCAGAUUCAUACAGUAACUUUCCUAAUGUCCUCGGUGCAAUAGAUGGAACCCAUAUUAAUAUACCUGCACCUCAUGAUCAUUCAGAGUCUUAUGUGAACAGAAAAGGUCACCAUUCGAUACAACUUCAAGCCGUUUGUGACCAUCAGUGUAAAUUUAUUCACUGUUAUGCAGGAAACGUUGGUUCAGUUCAUGACCAACGAGUGUUUCGCUUGUCUGAUUUAAACGAGGACAUACACAACCCUACAAAAUUUCCUAACAACUCUCAUAUUAUUGGUGAUGCAGCCUACACAUUGCACAAACGCCUAUUGGUACCUUACCGUGAUAAUGGACAUCUUACUGAAAAACAGGAAAACUUCAAUUUUUGUCAUUCUUCUGCAAGAAUGGCAAUUGAAAGGUCAUUUGGAUUGCUUAAAGGACGUUUUCGCAGUCUUCUCACCACACUUGCUAUGGAGCGUGUUGAUCUCAUUCCAAAAUAUAUUAUAGCAUGCUGUGUAUUACACAAUAUAUGUUUAUUAAAGAAUGAUGAUUUUUCAAGUACAGUUGAGUUAUUACCAGAAGCUGUACAAGAUCAUAACCAAAUAGGAGGCAAUGUUGCUGUAAACCGAUUAGGUGUGAUUAAGAGAGAUGAUAUUUGUGAACGAUUGUCUAUUCGUAAUGUAUAAUUGAAAUAUGUAUUUUUUAAACCUUAAAAAUUCUGAUUGUAGUGGCAUAUACUUACUUGUUAAACAUAUUAAUCACUGCAUCAAACUUAAAUGGAUGUACUUAUAUUAAAAAUAAAAAUAAGAUAGUUGUGAUUAA